AAUCAAAAGAUGAAGAGAUUGCAAUGUUUAGCAAACUCGCAUUCACUGCCAGUAGUCCAUAUUUCUGUUAUUGUUGCUGCUCUAAAUGAAGCAGCCAACAUAUCACAAGUAUUACAGAGUGUAAUAAAUGAAGCUAAGGAUCCUUGUGCAAUCAAUGAAGUUGUUCUUGUAGACGCUGGUAGUCGGGAUAAUACAGUAGACCUUGCGAAGAAGAUGGCGUCGAAGUCUAAGGUUCCUAUAAGAAUUAUUUCGAGUCCAGAACGAGGUAGAGCUUUUCAGUUUAACUGGGGAGUUAGAUAUGCAGCCUCUUCCAAUGUAUUUCUUUUCCUUCAUGGAGAUACAAUACUUCCAAAACACUAUGACGAAACUGUCAGAGACACUUUAUUGAAACCGAACACUGUUGCAGGUGCUUUCUCUUUGGGAUUUCGGAAUAGUGAACGUAAGCUUGCCCUCACCUUCAUUGCGUUCUUUGCAAAUGUACGGUCAAAACUGUUUCAGUUGCCUUUUGGAGAUCAAGGUUUAUUCCUGUUUUCGACCAAGUUUCACAAGUUGGGUGGUUUCCCACGUCAACUUUUUAUGGAAGAUGUGGAAAUAAUAAGCCGAUUGAAGCGUCUUCAUCAAGGACGAAUAAGGAUAGCUCCAGUUAAAGUCUGGACGGACGCAAGACGUUGGAAUUCUGUUGGUAUAUGGAAGACUACUUUGUUGAAUCAGUUUCUUUUGUUUUGUUAUUACUUUCGUUUGGUCAGAUUAGAUAAGCUUGCACUUUGGUACCAUCAAUUGUAUACAGUCGAUGACCGCCUGCGAAACGAAAUGGUCUCAAAUAAACUUUUUUGAUUUCCAAUGUCAUGAAGUGGU
This is a messenger RNA of Galdieria sulphuraria, 855 nucleotides long. Its product is annotated as glycosyl transferase, group 2 family protein. The record is from RefSeq and is a predicted model, not a curated record. The transcript is spliced from 2 exons. NCBI's taxonomy places the organism in Eukaryota, Rhodophyta, Bangiophyceae, Galdieriales, Galdieriaceae. Bases 10 to 834 code for a protein of 274 amino acids.